AUGCUUGCCAACUUAGACGUCAGCUUAACCGUCGGCAUGUUCGAUCGCGCCGCCCUGCUCAUCCGCCGCCUCUCGGCCGUCUUCUCGCCUGGCUCUCCCGAGCUACUGGAGCUACAUAAUAGGUAUAUCCGGAUGAUGGUCUCUCAUAUGAUCGUGAAUCGUCGACCGUCUAUGGUAUGGGCAGCACAGAAAUGGUUCGAAGUCCAAAUGCUGCAGAUAUCGAAAAUGCAACCAGACGCUACCACUUACGCCUUGAUGCUAAGAAUGACAUUGCGCAUGCUUCUUGGCCCGAGACGCGAUCGCACGGUCCGCCGAUAUUGGGACAUGGCCAAGGAAGCCCAGGUCGAAGAAGAUGUAUUGGGCCUCCCAAUCCUCUCAGAAACCGACCUGGGCCUGCUUUCGGAAAUUUGCUCGUCAGACCUACAAGGAGCUGCUCUCGGUGAUAUCAGUGGACUGCCCGAUUUAACCGAACCUGAACCCUCGGAACUAAACCUUUCUCCGCCAGAAGAUGCGAUCCCUGAAAUCCGAUCUGUCUCACAGAAAGGAUUGGGACUCCAGUCUCUCAAAGAAGCGCUGUCACUCUUUGAUAAGUCGAAAUCAUUCCGGGAACUCGAAGCAGAAGGCGAAAUCUCAUCGGUAGAAAAACAACGGCGAUUGGAGCAAGAUUCGAUCGUCGCAGCUAUGGAACGUUGGCGAAAAGAAAGCGAAGACAGGGCCUCCAAAACCGGCCUGGGGCCUUCGGAAAAGAAAAUGGGAGCCCUUUUGUGGGACUGGCAGCAAUGCCUACUUACAAGCAUUCAGUCGGAGAUGCAGUCGGCUUUACGCGCGCAGGAAAAAGAAAGGAAGACGCCAGAGGACAAUGACCGAUGUGAAUAUGCACCCUUCUUGAGCACUAUUGGCGCGGAGAAACUCUCUGCUAUCACCAUUCUUGCAACAAUGAACGCACUGGGCCGGUCUGGAAUGGAUAAAGGAAUUCGGUUAACUCGCCUGAUCAUGGUUUUGGGAAAGGCCGUUCAGGAGGAAUAUCUGGCUGAUCGGAUACGUGAAUCUGCCUACGACUCUGCGCACACGAACAGUGCCAACAGUGCCAACCGUGCCAAAAUGGUGGAGAAGUUAAUCGCGUCUAAGGAUCACUCCAAAUGGAGAUAUCUUGUUCGCAAGUACAAUGAGAGUCAUGAACCAGUCAAUUGGAGUGCAGCAACCGAAGCAAAAAUUGGUGCUCUGUUGGCGUCGAUGCUCUUCUCUUCAACCAAAGUCCCUGUUGAGCACAAAAAUCCUGAAACCCGUGAAGUCACCGUUUCUAAACAACCCGCUUUCCGCCACGUCUACCAACUAGAAAAAGGGUUUUCUAUCGGAUAUGUCCAACUGCAUGACAGUAUCGUGGAGAAACUCGGCCGAGAACCUGCCAGUCAUUUGCUUGCGAAACAUCUGCCGAUGGUGUCUCCUCCAGCACCAUGGAGCUCGUACCAUCAUGGGGGAUUCUUAGAGCAGCCUUCACUGGUCAUUCGAGCCCGCCCGGAUAAUGCCUUGCAAUUACAGUAUGUCAAGGCAGCCUCACGCCGUGGCGAUUUAGAUGAGAUCUUCGCUGGACUGAAUGUUUUGGGCAAAACUGGAUGGCAAAUAAACCGGCCAGUGUUCGAUGUGAUGCUCGAGGCAUGGAAUUCUGGAAAGGAACUUGCUGAUAUUCCUGCCGCGGAACCUAAUCUUCCGGAGCCUGAGAAGCCAGAUACUGGUGAUUCGGGAAGCCUCAAGGCCUACUAUCGUGCGAAAGCGGUUGUUGACAAUAAACGGUCUGGAUUUCACUCCCAAAGAUGUUUCCAGAAUCUACAACUGGAGGUAGCACGUGCUUAUAUCGGCGAGACGUUUUAUCUUCCCCAUAACAUGGAUUUUCGCGGCAGAGCUUAUCCGUUACCUCCAUAUUUCAAUCAAAUGGGCUCUGACAUGUGCCGCGGACUUCUACUUUUCAGUGAAGGCCGGCAGUUGGGUGAACGUGGGUUAAAAUGGUUAAAGAUUCAUUUGGCCAACGUUUACGGGUUUGAUAAAGCCAGUUUCGACGAAAGAGCUCAGUUUUCAAUGGACCAUCUUGAUGAUGUGAUUGAUUCAGCCGAAAAAGGCUUGCACGGGCGAAGAUGGUGGCUUCAAGCCGCCGAUCCUUUCCAGUGUUUGGCUGCUUGCAUUGAAUUGAAAAAUGCACUGGCCUGCGCUGACCCAACCAAAUUCGUAUCUCACUUACCAAUUCAUCAGGACGGUUCGUGUAAUGGAUUGCAGCAUUACGCCGCCCUUGGAGGUGAUAUUAUCGGUGCACGGCAGGUGAACCUUGAGCCGUCCGAUCGGCCAUCAGAUAUCUACUCAGCUGUUGCCGAGCACGUCCACCAAUCCAUCGUUCAAGAUGCUGCCUCGGGCAGCCAGCUUGGGGAGUUACUUAAGGACAAAAUAAAUCGGAAAGUCGUCAAACAGACGGUAAUGACGAACGUGUACGGCGUUACCUUUCUUGGAGCAAUAAGACAAGUUCAAAAACAGUUGGACGAAAUUUAUCCUGACCUUGCUGAGAACAAUAAUGUAAACAAAAUCGCGACAUACAUCACUCGAAAGAUUUUUGCAGCCUUGAGCUCUAUGUUCACUGGAGCGCAUGAGAUUCAAUUUUGGUUGGGUGACUGUGCCAAUCGAAUAACCCAAUCCCUAUCUCCCGAUCAAAUCGAGGCGGUCAUCGAGGCUAGGAAUGCUCCCGCUACGGCUGCCAAAAAGCCCAAGAAGAAAGACGAUUUGUCAAAGAGGUUUCGGUCUACGGUCAUCUGGACUACUCCACUUAAACUACCUGUUGUCCAGCCCUAUCGCGAAGCCAAAGUCCGCCGUGUCACAACUGCCAUACAGAGCCUGAGCAUCAAAGAGCCUCACUCCGACGACAUCGUCAGCCGACGAAAACAACUCCAAGCUUUCCCUCCUAAUUUCAUUCAUUCGCUAGAUGCAACUCACAUGAUGCUCUCGGCAAUCAAGUGCGAUGAACUGGGUCUUUCGUUUUCAGCGGUUCACGAUUCGUUUUGGACACAUGCUGGUGACGUAGAUACCAUGAACCUCGUUUUGCGAGAUGCUUUCGUCCGCAUGCAUUCUGAAGAUAUUGUUGGAAGGCUAGCGGCAGAACUCAAGGCUCGGUAUUCACAGAACAUGUACCUUGCUAAAGUACGACCGAAAUCAUCAGUGGCGAAAAAGAUCGACGCCUGGCGCAAAACGAACGGUAGGGGAAAGGGCAAGGAACACCAAGCUGACGAGCUUAUCCUCGAGCAUAAACGCCUCCAGCUCCUUCGAUCGACGAACGAGGCUGAAAGAGCAGAGGGAGAAGCAAUGGUUACUCCCGGGAGCAUUUUCGAAUCACUCAAGGAUGCGGAGGAAUCCCUUGUUUCUGUUCAAUCCCUUGGUGUCGCCGCGAUGGGCCACAUCUCGCCGGAAGAUGAAGCAGCGAGCGCUGAGCCUUCGCUGCUCCCGGAGGCGCCAACAAACCCUCUCAACGACUUGUUCCAGGGAGACCUCGACCCUGUAGACGCUGGUGCGGAAACCGCCGGACCUGCAACCAACGUGUCUAAGAAAAAGCCUGCCAAAAAGACGUGUUGGGUUUGGCUGCCGGUGACGUUCCGGCCAGUUCCAGCUAAGGGUGAUUUCGACGUCACGAGGCUAAAGAAGAGCGAAUAUUUCUUCUCCUAA
Messenger RNA from Uncinocarpus reesii 1704, 3696 nucleotides. RefSeq lists its product as uncharacterized. The record is from RefSeq and is a predicted model, not a curated record. Gene Ontology annotation, molecular function: DNA-directed RNA polymerase activity; mitochondrial promoter sequence-specific DNA binding. Bases 1 to 3696 code for a protein of 1231 amino acids. The transcript is spliced from 2 exons. NCBI's taxonomy places the organism in Eukaryota, Fungi, Ascomycota, Eurotiomycetes, Onygenales, Onygenaceae. Gene Ontology annotation, biological process: mitochondrial transcription. Gene Ontology annotation, cellular component: mitochondrial DNA-directed RNA polymerase complex.